AUGUUAGCUGCGAACUGGGGGGAAGAGCUCCGGGAUGAGCUGGUUUGUUCUAUCUGCCUGGACUCCUUUAAAGACCCAGUGAUUCUAGACUGUGGGCACAGUUACUGCCAAGCCUGUAUCACCAAGUGCUGGGGGGCGUCGGGCACAGGCCUUUGCCCCCAGUGCAGGAAACCUCUCCCCAAGCGGGAGCUGAGGCCUAACAAGUCGCUGGAGGAGGCGGUGAACAUAGCGAGAGGCCUAGAUGAAGAAUGCGAGAAACAUGAAGAAGUUUUGAAGUUCUUCUGCAAAGAGGACCGGACCCUCGUCUGCAGGGUUUGCAGAGAGUCUCGAGAACACAGAGCUCACACAGUCAUCCCCAUCGAGGCAGCUGCAGAGGAGUUUAAGGAGCAGCUUCUGAGUCAUCUGAGUCAUUUUCAGCGUGUGAGAGACGAGCGAGGGAGACGGGUAGCUGCUGAAGAAGGGAAAUAUCAAACUCUACUGGAGAAGACAGAACGCCAGAAGCAGGAGAUUGUGUCUGAAUUUAAGCGAAUGCACCAGAUUUUGAAGCAGGGAGAACAACUCCUGCGGAACUGCCUGGAAGGCACAAUACAGGAUCUUGUGAAUACGAGGAAUAAAAAUACCAACAGAUGUUCUGGGGGGCUAUUACUACUUGAUAACCAGAUAGCUGAGCUAAAUCAGAAGUGCCAGCAGCCAGAGAUUGAACUCCUCAAGGACAUUGACAGCACCUUAAGCAGGUGUGAGCAGGUGAAAGGUGAAGAGGAGGCACCUGUUGAUUCUUUGACUGAACUGGAGAGCAGAGUGCAGACUCUCUCUGAAAGCCAGAAAGCUAUAUAUUAUCUACUGAAGAAUUUCAGAGUGGAAUUGGGUCCUCUUGAAAACCUCUCAUCUGCUGUUAAGAGACAAGUGAGUUGUGAAGACCCAACGGAGGAGGUUCCCAACAACCCUAAACAAGAUGAUACUUCUGGUUUCCUGCUGAAGUGUGAGGAAGGCAAACUCAACUCAGCUCGUUGUGAGGAGCAAGAAGUUGUUCCCACUGAUGGACAGAAUAAUUUAACUGACUUCAUAAAUGUUGAGCCGAAGGAAGCCAGAGGUCAUUGGUUUGACUCCAAGGUGAGGAGAAGUGGUGCAUGGAAAAUCCUAGCUGCUGUCGUAGCUGCAGUUCUACUUGCAGUUAUCCUUCCCGCAGUGAUUGCUUGGUCAGUGUCAAAGGCCAGUGUGACUCCUCCCGACAGUCCUGCCGCCUGCUGCCCUGAACACUGGAUUGGGUACCAAGGAAAAUGUUACCUUUUCUCUGACGAUGAAGCAGACUGGACCUUCAGCCAACAUUCCUGCUCUUCCCACGGUGCCUCCUUGGCUUGGCUUGACACCCUGCAGGAAAAGGAUUUCUUGAUGCGACAUAAGGGCAACCUUGAUCCCUGGAUCGGUGUCAGAAAGGAACCGGGCCAGCCCUGGAAGUGGACAAAUGGCUCAGCAUUCAGCGACUUGUUUCAAAUAGGAGGAGGAGGAGAAUGUGCCUAUAUAUAUGGAAUCACUGCCCGCAGUUCAACGUGCGACACAAAGAGGAACUGGAUCUGUAGCAAACCUGAUGAAUUUGCGAAGAGAAAGAUUUCUUAA
Messenger RNA from Terrapene triunguis (Three-toed box turtle), 1614 nucleotides. RefSeq names its product zinc finger protein RFP-like. Gene Ontology annotation, biological process: protein ubiquitination. The record is from RefSeq and is a predicted model, not a curated record. The transcript has 12 exons. Gene Ontology annotation, molecular function: ubiquitin-protein transferase activity; zinc ion binding. NCBI's taxonomy places the organism in Eukaryota, Metazoa, Chordata, Testudines, Emydidae. Bases 1 to 1614 code for a protein of 537 amino acids.